This is a messenger RNA of Spodoptera litura, 2207 nucleotides long. Lineage: Eukaryota; Metazoa; Arthropoda; Insecta; Lepidoptera; Noctuidae. The record is from RefSeq and is a predicted model, not a curated record.
UUUCAUAGUGUUCCAUGGCUUUCAAUUGUUUUGUCUAAAUGUUUUUCAUCGAGCAAAAUAUUUAAUCUUCUAUAAAGUCAAAAUUUUUCCACCUUAUCCGUUUUUAUUGCACGAAAAACCAAUAUUACGAGUAAUGAACACGUAUUGGAUUUGUUCCGAAUUUAUUCGCUAGGAUCAUUCAUUGUCAUCACUUUCACUUUUCACACGAUUUGCUAUAAUAGUGGUUUUAGUGUGCAUCGAGGCGCUGUCGCCAUGGAUGACACCAUGUCGACCCUAACGAAAAUGACCCGCACGGUUAAAAAACUGGAGGUGCCCAGACCCCUGAAAUCGACGACCAGUUCUGCACACAACCGCAACUCUGUGUUGGACGUCAAAAUAAACUCUGAUGAAAGAGUCGAUGACCUCAUAGUGUUGACAGAAGCGGUGGCGUACCAAAUGAUGCAGGGUAAUUAUGACCGUGCGCUUCAAAGUAAUGUGGCCACCAUGUACUCUAAUCUGAAACUUUAUGGCGCUCAGCUCGAGGCCCUUUACAAGGACUUUCUUGAUAGAUACUUUGUUGUGUUCCGCAACGGUUCGCAGGACGAACGAUUGGAUAAGAAAACUAGACUUCAUCUUCUUGAGCUGAUUGAGCUGCGCGCCAAACUCUGGCAGGGCUCCGACUACAUGAGUCAAUAUUAUAGACACCGUGGCACCCAUGCUGAGCCACUACUGGUGCCGACGAUGGAGGGGUCGGGUUCGGGCGGCUCGGUGUCCCCUACGCUGGCUGCGCCCGCCGAGCCGCCCUCUCUUCUCGGCCCCGGCGAGAUCAUCAAGCCGUCGGGCAAAUUCCCUAAGCCCACCAAGAUCCCCGGCAAGAACUACUCCAAGGACGAAGUCGUCAUUAGAAAUGCCGACUCUGGAAAAGUGAUGGGUAUCAAGGGCAGGAGGGUGCACAUGAUCGAGGAGCUAAGUGACACGAUUAUAUCGUUUCAGCGAGUGAGUCCCGGUGCGAAGGAGCGUCUCGUCCAGAUCACUGGGCCCAACGAGGAAAACGUGAACCACGCCAAGCACCUGAUCGGCGACACCAUCCGCCGCAACGCGUCGCCCGUGCGGCUGGACGGCGCGCUGGACGCGCUGCCCGGCGCCGCGCUGGCCGGCUCGCGCGCCUCGCUCGACUCCAACGGAUCCGACGACGCGCCGCGCGCCCGAGAGAAAUCCCCGCACAAUGCCCGGGCUCUAUUGCAUAGUUACUCUACGAACGAUGCCGCAUUGGGAGAGUAUAAGUACACUGUGACUUUUGGACAACAUUCCAUUAGGAUCACGGGCCUUAAUUUGGAUCUUGUAAAGACUGCGAAGCUAGUGCUAGACGAGUACUUCGAGAGUGCGGGCGCGCUGGAGGCGAUGGGCGCGGGGUCGGGCGACUUCUUCACUCUGUCGCAGCGCCCCGCCGCCGCGCUACUGCUGCGGGACGACGCCGCGCUCAACGGCGCCGACGAUGACGUCUUCCUCAACGACGACAACGCCGCGUGCGGGGGGGAGGACGCCACGCCGCGCCGCCCGCGGUUCUCGCGCGCCACCAGCAUUGACAAGAAGGAAGGCGCGGCGAGCGGGGCGCGGCAGACGUACUCGUACGAGACGCUGGUCCAGUACGCGGACUCGCCGCUGAGCAAGCUGCCGCCGAGCGGGCUGGCCGCGUUCCCGGCCGAGCUGGCGCGCAAGAGUUGCCUGGACUUCGACAGCGCCAGCUACUUGAAGAAGGUCCGCGCGGCGGGCGGCACGACGGUGGCGGCGGUAGACGCGCCCGACUCGCCUGAGCCCGAGUAACUUGCGCCCGGACGUUCGCUCGCCGCACCCACACUGCACACUACUACAAAAUUGUUUAACGUAACGAUGUAUAGCUAACGUAGGCACGACUGACACGGUCCGCACGGCGAGCGAACUACUAGCACUUCCCGGCAGCUUGUGACCGGAGGCCGCUACGGACGAGCGCCGGCUUCUAUUGAGGCGACGGCACGGGCCGUCCGAUGUGUCCGUCCUUACGACUCUUUUAUUUUAGCGAGCUUCACUCUUAUCUAAUUUAGCAGACUUAUCUUAAAAGUAUUAGCACACCAAAAUAUUUAUUUUUAUAGUGGUGGGUAUACCGUACCUCAUUUUUGUGAAUAUUUAUUACAUAAAUUAGCUGUGGAUCUGACUACAUACGAAUAAUGUGAUAAAAAGAUAAAAAUGCA